Paramacrobiotus metropolitanus is the source of this 1481-nucleotide messenger RNA. RefSeq lists its product as uncharacterized. The record is from RefSeq and is a predicted model, not a curated record. Bases 561 to 1046 code for a protein of 161 amino acids. The transcript has a single exon. Lineage: Eukaryota; Metazoa; Tardigrada; Eutardigrada; Parachela; Macrobiotidae.
AUGAACAAAGUUAUGAAUUUUUGAAAAUUUAAGUUAUAGCAUAUGUGUCUAUGGGCCAGCGUCAAAUCUUCACCGUCACGAAUUUUAUUGCGCAAUCAUGAUGUGGUGCACUGGCAUAUCUCUGUACACGCUGUGCUGUCUGGAAAAUUCGCGAUGUUCAGAAAAGCACUCGUACGUAGUGACAGUACUUCCAAUUUUUAAUUCUGUUGACUUGUUGUGUUGAGGUUUAAUACCAACUGAUUGUACUAGGUGCCGUAACAUUGUAGAUUUUUUUUGCACUUUAAUCCCUACCUUCUCUUAAAGUGCUGGCUUUCUUUCUGUCCCGUAAUUUCUUGACAGGCUUCCAGUCGAAGUGAUUGGUACUGGAUUAAAUCAUUAAUGGGAAUAAUUAUAUCUGCGUGCUGGAAUAAUUUUGUGUUUUAUCUUUGCGAUGAGGCUGUCUAGCAGUGCAGUGUGCAGUUAAUAACAUUUGCUGCCAACACUGCGCGCAUCCGACGGAGACGACCAGGGAGUCCCGUGGACUCCUCAGCUUCGGUUGUCCAUUUUUUGAACAGCAGCGAAUGGCGCGGGGGAAGCCCCUGGAUCCCGAUCUCGUCAAAGCCGUGUUCCGGCUGUAUCGGCGUGAGAAGAGUGUCCGGAAAGUGGGGGAGAUCUUCGAUAAAUCGCAUGUCUGGGCGACUCAGAUCCUCCACAAAUACGACGAGCAGACGGGGCUGCCCAAAGAAGCGGCGAAGAAGCGGGGCCGCCCCCGCAGGACCACCGAGGAGCAGGACAAAGAGGCCCUGGCCUUCCUGGCUGAGAAUCCCGAGCUGAGCGCCGCCCAAGCGUCCUCCACGGUACAGAUCCCCACCCGCACGCUCCUGCGCCGAAUGAAGGAGUUCAGUGGGAAGAAGAGAAAGGAAGAGAAGAAGACGGGACGAAAGACGGCGGUGACCGAAACGCUACCAACAAUGACGACAGUAUCAGAAACGAUAGGACGGAAAUCCGGGCAGCUGGAGCAGUCAAAUAGUAACUCAUUGACGAUUCAGUUCAAAAUUAUUCAAUAGUGAUCUCCAUUUCGGGAUUAAUUGGAUGAUGUUGCUUAUUAAAAUAAUAAAUAAAACUGCGUAUUAUGCAGAACUUUUACCUUACUAAACUGACCCUUUUACUGUAUUGUAUUUAUUUAUUAUUAUUUUGUUAUACGAUUUUUUUUUAUUUUUUCACCAUAAUGGCCAAAACGUUGCAGUCAUGGGCCUCAUGGCGAUGGUGAUCUGGUGUUUUGGGUCAGAAAAGUGCAAGACAAGGAGCCCAUAAGCCCAUAAGUUCGACGGGUUCGAGUCAGUUCAAAUAGAAUGUGCAUUCGUGCAUGUAGCAGAAAUAUACUUAGCAGCGCCUUUUCAAUUUGAUAAAAUUAUAUACAGUAGUUAAUAGCACUUAAGGGAUUUGGCCCGGUACAUAGCACUAAAUUCGUGUACAUUGAGGGGAACUUUCGUUGUCGCGCA